AUGUCUCUGGUUGAUUUUGACGUGGGUGUCGCGCGAUUGCUAGGUGAUCGUGACUCGCAAAUGGAUAGAUUUGAUAUUAACCAUAACUUCUUUCAUGAUCGUGGUUACUCGUUGUUCUUGCUUUAUGAUGGUCAUGGGAAUGGACAUUACUCUAAGCAUGCUAAAAAGCAUUUAGCCGACUACAUUUUAAAUGAUCCGAGUUUCUUAAAAGUUAAUUAUCAAGAAGCCAUUGUCAAUGGAUUCAAAAAAGAAGACAAGGUAUUGCACGACCUGUACGGCAGUCAUAGGGGUGGCACUACAGCUACAGUGGCCUUAUUCUUUAAGCAGAAGAAUCAGUUUUACAUUGCUAAUGUUGGCGAUAGCACUGCAGUAUUGGGAUCAAAAAUUGGUUCGAAAUCCACGGCGAUUCAUCUUACUUAUGAUGAUAAACUUGAUAAAGUAGAUGAAAGAAUUCGACUCAAAGAUGCUCGAGCUCAAGUGAGAAAAGGUCGUGUUAUAAGAGCUGGUGUUUCAGUUAAUAUGACACGAGCUCUUGGGGACUUUGAAUUUAAAGCACCUCAAACUGAAACUGGGAAAGAUUGGCUUUCUCCUAUUCCGCACGUGUGUGCAGUCGACCUGAUCCCAUUUCAAGAUGAAUUUCUAAUUAUGGCAUCAGACGGACUCUGGAAUGUUUAUGACGAGCAGACGGUUGUUGACGCAGUGUCAGAGGGCCUUGAUCUCGGAUACGACGUUCAUCAAAUAGCUGAUGCUUUGGCUUCUGCUGCUGUAAAUGCUACAUCGAUGUCCGAUAACGUUACUCUCAUGAUUUUCAAACAAUUAUUUCCGCAAUACGAGGAAUUUGAAGAACUUCGUGGAAAAUACACCCCGAAAACGCGUGCCGAUUUGAUUUAUUGUGAUGAACCACCACACAAGUGGGUUGAUCACGAUUGGUUAUGUAAUUUACCAGAACAAGAGUUGUUUAAUGUCAUUAACACACCUGAUAUUGGAUUUGAGAUUUAUUUCAAUCGAUUGAAAGCCUUGAGCAUGAUUAAAAGUAUCUUUAGUGGAUCUGGAGCGGAUCAUGAUCUCUCUGAAGUUGAAGCCUCGGCGGAAAAACAAGUAAAAGCUAAAUUUGAUCAAUUUAAAUCAUCAGAUAAACAACAGCGAUUAGAAGAACUCUUUUUCCGUAAUGUAAAGCGCAACAAAACAAAAGGUAUAUCGGUGAAAGAAGAUAUCCGCAUCAUUAACAUUGUAAAAAAAUCAG
Messenger RNA from Ambispora leptoticha, 1243 nucleotides. NCBI's taxonomy places the organism in Eukaryota, Fungi, Glomeromycota, Glomeromycetes, Archaeosporales, Ambisporaceae. The record is from the annotation of a GenBank genome assembly.